GCCUCCCAGAGUCUAUAUAAUCCCAAACCCUAGCGCCGCCGACUCCUCCAUCUCGCAGACAUCCCCGAGCAGAAACCGCCGCCGCCGUCGACCGCUCUUGAAGGCCUCGUCGCCGCUACUUCUCCUCGGGGCGCAACCAUGGUGGCCUCCACGAAGAAGGCGAAGAAGUCCGGGGACAACAUCAACAACAAGCUGCAGCUUGUUAUGAAGAGCGGCAAGUACACGCUCGGCUACAAGACCGUCCUCAGGACCCUCAGGAACUCCAAGUCAAAGCUAGUGAUCAUUGCUAACAACUGUCCUCCCCUUCGGAAAUCUGAGAUCGAGUAUUAUGCUAUGUUGGCGAAGGUCACUGUCCACCACUACCACGGAAAUAAUGUCGAUUUGGGGACUGCCUGUGGUAAAUACUUCCGUGUCUGCUGUCUGAGUAUCAUUGACCCUGGCGAUUCCGACAUCAUCAACACCACACCAGGUGGCCAGUAAGGAACAAUCUCAGUGGCUUGUCUGAUGUGUUCUGAACUAUUCUAAACUGUAGCUCUUGCUGGACUUGAUUCGGUCUCGUGUACAUCAUUUACCAGUCAAUCAAGUUUCGUGGGGAUAUCAUGUUGGAUUGAAAAAUUGUUCCUGCAUUAUCAUACAUAUCCCCUUGUGCUGCAGUUAUCGUUACCCAAUGUCUGUUAUUGUAGAACAUAGUUCUGCUAUGAUAAGUAGUUUGGCCUUA
This is a messenger RNA of Brachypodium distachyon (stiff brome), 718 nucleotides long. Its product is annotated as 60S ribosomal protein L30. The record is from RefSeq and is a predicted model, not a curated record. The coding region runs from base 139 to 480 and encodes 113 amino acids. Gene Ontology annotation, cellular component: cytosolic large ribosomal subunit. The transcript has 5 exons. Lineage: Eukaryota; Viridiplantae; Streptophyta; Magnoliopsida; Poales; Poaceae. Gene Ontology annotation, molecular function: RNA binding; structural constituent of ribosome.